CAGGUGAUGGAGCUGUUGACGAAAUAUUCUCCAUUUGAUGCAAUGCCUCUAGGAUCAAAUGCUAUGGUCAUCGCUAUACCAAGUCACUCAUUGGCCAGAAGCAUGUUGCGAGAGUUUGCCAACGACAAAAAUUACUCAAUUUUUCGUUACAGCAUGUGGAAAGAAAGCAAAAUUAUCAGAAGCAUGAUUUGGAGUGGCUUACUCUUGUCAACCGGAUUCUGCCUCGCUACAGUCAUUCAUCACAUUGUGAGAAAGUAGAUUUCAUUGAUGAUUUCUCAAGGACAUUUCAAGGAUGUUUCUGUGCUGACUAUAAGAGAGUGAUGUCAAUCACUCGAAGUGAUGAUGUCAUAGAUAUUUAUAUUGAUUGAAACGGCAGUAGUUGUGACAUUUUCAAGUCGUUUUAUUCAAUUGGAAUAAGCUCUCAAGUUUUGUGAAAUUGAUUUUGGAUGAUUGAGUCAAGAGUGUAUAAUAAUUAUUGAAUAAAUUUAGCAAUAUCCAGUUAUGGAACUUACGUUUUUGUUGUAUACUCUGUGAUAAUUAGAAAAAUAGUUCUGAUGUUUUGUUUCUAUUUGAUAAAUGUUUUAUACAUUAAAAAAUGUCAAUGAAUGUUACAUUUAACAUUAGUUAAUUGUGAAUUUUACCACUAAUGAGAUAAAGAUUAAUAUUUUUG
Nilaparvata lugens (brown planthopper) is the source of this 670-nucleotide messenger RNA. RefSeq names its product pre-piRNA 3'-exonuclease trimmer-like. The transcript has 3 exons. Lineage: Eukaryota; Metazoa; Arthropoda; Insecta; Hemiptera; Delphacidae. The record is from RefSeq and is a predicted model, not a curated record. The coding region runs from base 7 to 258 and encodes 83 amino acids.